Loxodonta africana (African savanna elephant) is the source of this 10552-nucleotide messenger RNA. Its product is annotated as olfactory receptor 7G1-like. The record is from RefSeq and is a predicted model, not a curated record. Gene Ontology annotation, molecular function: G protein-coupled receptor activity; olfactory receptor activity. Bases 3260 to 4309 code for a protein of 349 amino acids. Gene Ontology annotation, biological process: G protein-coupled receptor signaling pathway. Gene Ontology annotation, cellular component: plasma membrane. The transcript has a single exon. NCBI's taxonomy places the organism in Eukaryota, Metazoa, Chordata, Mammalia, Proboscidea, Elephantidae.
UGUCCGUCAACGGAUGAAUGGGUAAAUAAAUUGUGGUAUAUUCACACAAUGGAAUACUACGCAUCGAUAAAGAACCGUGACGAAUCUCUGAAACAUUUCAUAACAUGGAGGAAUCUGGAAGGCAUUAUGCUGAGCGAAAUGAGUCAGUUGCAAAAGGACAAAUAUUGUAUAAGACCACUAUUAUAAGAUCUUGAGAAAUAGAAAAAACGGAGAAGAACACAUACUUAUGUGGUUACAAAGGGGGGAGGGAGGGAGGGAGGGAGAGGGCUUUUAUUGAUCAAUCUGUAGAUAAGAACUGCUUUGGGUGAAGGGAAGGACAACACUCAAUACAAGGAAGGUCAGCCUAAUUGGACUGGAUUAAAAGCAAAGAGGUUUCCGGGAUAAAAUGAAAGCUUCAAAGGUCAGCGGAGCAGGGGCUGGGGUCUGGGGAACUUGGAUUGAGGGGACUUCUAAGUCAAUGGGCAAAAUAAUUCUAUUAUGAAAACACUCUGCAUCCCACUUUGAAUUGUGGCGCCUGGGGUCCUAAAUGCCAACAAGCGGCCAUCUAAGAUACAUCAGUUGGUCUCAACCCACCUGGAGCAAAGGCAAAGGAAGAACACCAAGGUCACACGACAACUAAGAACCCAAGAGACAGAAAGGACCACGUGAACCAGAGACCUACAUUAUCCUGAGACCAGAAGAACUAGUUGGUGCCUGGCCACAAUCGAUGUCUGCCCUGUCAGGGAGCACAACAGACAACUCCUGAGGGAGCAGGAGACCAAUGGGAUACAGACCCCAAAUUCUCAUUAAAAGACCACACCUAAUGGUAUGAUUGCGACGAGAGGAGUCCCGGAGACAAUGCUCCCAAGAACUUCUGAUGCCACAGGACAGGAACCAUCCCCGAAGACAAAUCAUCAGGCAUGAAAAGGACUGGUCAGUGGCGGGGAGAGAGAUACUGAUGAAGAGCGAGCUAAUUAAAUCAGGUGGACACGGGAGAGAGAGUAGGCAACUCUUGACUGGAGGGGGGAUGGGAAGAUAGAGAGAGAGGGAAGAUGGCAAAAUUGGCACGAAACAAGAGACUGUGGGGGCUGACUCAAUAGGGGGAGAGCAAGUGGGAGAAGGGAGUAAGAUGUAUGUAAACCUACAUGUGACAGACUGGAGUGGUAAAUGUUCACUUGAAGCUUAAUAAAAAAUAAAAAAAUAUAUAUUGAAUUCAUUAAAGCCUUUUAAGUGAAUAUUCACAUGGAACACCAUCUUCGUCUAUUAAAUAAUGGUUGUCUUUUUUUUUUUCUAGCUAAAUCUACUGAGAGUAUAGAUAAACCUGCAUACUGUUGCCUAGCCAGUGAUAUUGUGAUUUCUCACAACUCCAUUAAAAAUCAAGAGCCAAAAUAUCAACCCACAUUCCACGAAUGUGAAGAAAAAUGUGUAUCAAAAUUAUAGGGACACAACAAGAAAAAAGCUGAUUAUGAAACCCUAAAAAGGGAGUAACAACUCUAUCUAUAGUGAUCACAGUCAGAAGUUAUCACAGAGAAUAGCUUAAAAUAUGCUCCAUGAAAAUACAUAGAAUAAAGAUUAAGGAUCAAGGGAUAUUCAAUGCCAGUUAGAAAGUAACAAUGCUACGUAUUCGCAUUUUACUAUAAUGCAAAUUGAAUCAGAGUUUCUAACGUCAUUGGUAAGAUAGAGAUGCUUUCGGUUGUACUCAAAGAAGACUGCAAUGCUAUUAGAGAAGUAUGGUAUAUCCAUGUCUGCAAGGUAUGUGACUUGGAGGUGAGAGAAACAGGUAGAGAGAGGUAAAUGGCUUGCAGCUGGUCUCCUAGGGGCUGGGAACCAGCUACCCUGAAUUCUACCUUCUAUUUUCUUAGUCUUUAAAGAUUUGCAGUGUCCUGGGAUCAGAAUGACAGUAGAAGUAUUUGGUUAAUGAGGAACUUUGGAUAUUGAGCCCCCAGGGACACAGAGGCUACAAAUAGUCUACCUGUAACCACCUCACUCACUUUAAUAGCCAAAUAAUAUGCAUGCAGAUAUGACCAUUUUGUAUUCCUCUCCCAUCGAGAAGCAGUACUCCACCCACAGAUGAUCCUCUUGCCGGGAAGCCUGGUGCCUCACUUGCCCUCUGCCUUUUCUAAGGAAAGCUCUUCCAUCUACAUCAUCCAACAUCCAGGACAGAUGUCAAGCAUCAUUCCUUAGUGAUGCCGGCCAGGUAACCUAAAUGCCUUAGUUAAUGCUUGGAAAUGAGGACAGGUGUUUUAAUAUAGGUUCAUCCAGGGGAAUGAUGCAUGCGAAGAUAGUAUGAGCAUGAAAUGAUUGGAAUCAAGUCACCCUUGAACUUCUGCCUGUCUCCCAUCUCCCUGACAUGUUUCCUUGUAUCUUUGAACCGAUAGCAAGGAGUUGUCAUUCUGCUAGUGUCCUCUCUCUCCACAAUGGCAAGGAUCAUUUUCCUCCUGAAUAGAAGCUUGCCCUUUCUCAAGCAGGAUGACUGUUUUAAAAUUCUGACAUUUAUAACAUUCUUGUGGUGGUGAAGAGGGUUUAUCAAUAUCACCUUAUCUUCCCAUUCCUGCUUUUUAACACACAUUUGUAUUACAGGUUUUCCCUGCUAUCCGAAAGUAGAGUAUUCCUACGAAUCCUUUCAUAAGCCAAAAUGGCACAAAGUGAAGAAGCAAUUACCAUUAAUUUAUACGGGAAAAAUUUUUGAAGAUUCCAAGACUCAAAACAUAACCCACUAAGUCACACCAAAUAACACGUAUAACCUAAAAUAAUGCUAACAUAUAAAGUUGAUAUGCACAGUUCAAAGCUGUUGCAGUUUAAUGCCAAGUGUGCUUUUCAAAGAAGGAGCUUUGGGACAGACUCUCAUCACUAGGAGCUGUGCAAUGCCUCCUUAAAGGCUCACUGCAAAACACUGAACGCUAGUUUCGAUUUUCACGUUUUUCUGCAAAAGUGAAAUCCAACUUAAAUGUCUUUCGGUUAGCGAAGAAAACAAUUACUGAUGUGGGUAUUUUGUAAAAGCAAAGUGCAAAAAAGUGAACUUUUCAAAAGCAGGGGAUGCCUGCAUUUCUGUUGCCCCGUUCUAAUUUCUGAGGAAAGCACUGGAAUCCGAGACAGUCUCACCAGGCUGCCUCCAGAGUCUAUUUUUCUCAACAAAAUUACCAAGUAUUUAAAAUGACAAAGAGAGCACAAGAAGUGUAAUUUAAAAAAAAAAUGAGCACCCUCUCACCCUUUCCAAAAUAAAUAAAUGUUGAUGCUCUGCUCUAUCGGCUGCUGCAUUUUUACAAAAUAACCAAAUAAAAUGCAUGCAGACGGUACCACCUUUGUAUUAUUCCCUUCCAUUCCUCUCAUUCUCAUCCCAAGAUGCUGCUUGCUGACCUUUGAAUGCAAUUACCUCAUCUUUUCCUUCAGAUUCAUCAGCAAUAUGGGACCUAGAAACCAAACAGGUGUUUCAGAGUUUAUUCUCCUGGCACUGACAGAGGAUCCGGAACUGCGGUCCCUCCUCUUUAUCCUGUUUCUGUCCAUAUAUCUGCUCACAGUCCUGGGAAACCUGCUCAUCAUCCUGGCUGUCAGCUCUGACUCUCAACUUCACAACCCCAUGUACUUUUUUCUUUCCAAUCUCUCGUUUACUGACAUCUGUUUCAGCACCACCACGAUCCCAAAGAUGCUGGUGAACCUCCAAGGACAGAAUCAGAGCAUCACUUAUGCAGGAUGCCUCACCCAGGUCUGCUUUGUGCUGGUUUUUGGUAGUUUGGAAAGUUUUCUCCUUUCAGUAAUGGCCUAUGACCGCUAUGUGGCCAUUUGUCACCCACUGAGAUACACAGCUAUCAUAAAUCCCCGCCUCUGUGGCCUGCUGACUCUAGUCUCCUUGCUCAUUAGCAUUUCAGAUGCCCUGUUCCUCAGUCUGAUGUUGUUGCGAUUACCCUUCUGCACAGAUCUGGAAAUUCCUUACUUCUUCUGUGAAUUUGUUCAGGUCAUCAAAGUUGCCUGUUUUGAAGCCCUCAUCAAUAACAUCAUCUUAUAUUUUGCAGCUAGCAUACUGGGUGCUCUUCCUUUCUCUGGAAUCAUUUUCUCUUAUACUCAAAUUGUCUCUUCCAUUUUGAGAAUACCUUCAGCAGGUGGAAAGUAUAAAGCUUUUUCUACCUGUGGGUCUCACCUUUCAGUUGUUUCCUUAUUCUACGUGUCAGCUUUUGGCACAACAUUUACACACUCUUCUAGAAAGACUGCAGUAGCUUCAAUGCUGUACACUGUAGUUACUCCCAUGAUGAACCCCUUCAUCUACAGCCUGAGAAACAGGGACAUAAAGGGAGCCUUGGGGAACAUUAUCAGGUGCACACCUGCUUUUCAGUGAUUGUAUUAUCUACUUUGGGUUAGAUUUCUAGAUUGAAUCAAAGUGAUAGAGUCAUAGAAGGCUGCAACACACUCAGCUAUCAUAUUCGGACAUCGUGCUUGGAGACACAAAACUGACUGUCCGAGGACCUGUUGUUAAUAGAUCUUUCCAUAGAAUCAUACAAAAGACAUCUCCUCCCAUUUUAUCACUGAGAAAAACAUCACAUAUCCCUUUCUAAUGAAAGUUUUGUUUGGGGAAAAGAAUUACUAUGAGAGCUUUAGACUGACUAUGUAAAGAAUAUUUUCUGUUGGGAAGUUAAUUCCUAUAACCACUAAAAGCACUUAAUCCAAUGCCUGGCACAGGAUACUCAAUAAAAUUUAGGUAAGACCAUUGUGUUCUGCAUGUUGCUGUAAUUUAUACAGCGUAUUAUUCCUUGUUCUCAUGUAUUUUACACUUUCUUCAGCAGUUUUAUUGGUUUACCAUUAUUCUAAUAUCUAUUAGCACAUUUUACUCAUCUUAGUGAUUAAAUCAAAUGAAUGAAUAAUUGUUGAGUAGGCAGGGUAGAGUUGGUAGUCUUUUUUGGAAUCACAUUUGCUUUGAUCCUUAAAAAACCAAAAACAAAAAAUACUGAUGAGAGUGUACAUGAGAUUUUCCUUUUCUCAUUAGUCACCUUAUGUUGCAGUUUUUCUUUCUCAACUCUGGUGAGUCCACACAGAGGCUGGUUAAAAUUAAUUUAAUCAUUAAAGUCUUAGCGGGUUGUCUGCACUCUUAGGGAUCUCAUGCAAAACUUUGUAAUGUUUUCUUAUGAAGAAAACAAUUUUUCUACAGACAUGGACUUUAUUUCAAGGAAGAAAUGUAGAGUGUAAAAUGAAAUGGGACCAAAGGCUAGUUGGCAAACUUAAGAAGAUUAGUUUCCCCACAAUCACAAAGAAGCAGAGCCCUCAGUCAGAAUCAUCUCUGUGGUGUCAGGGUGACAACAGGACAGAUCUUGUAGAAGAAUUAAUGCAGUGCCUGGAGAUCCUUCUGUUCUGGUCAUCAUUAAUGGUGGCUGUGGGAUUGUGUUCAGCACUAAACCAGGAGGUCAGCUCCUCACCAGGUGUAUUCUAGUGCAAAGCUGUCUCCAUGUACGUUCGUAAAGCACUUGCAAAGAUGAGUCACCUGAGACCUUGUUUGUAGUGUUGUUUUCCAUACCUCACCCAAGAUCUACUGACUUCAAUAUCUGGGGAGACAUUUGAAGGAUGAACAUACUAAAUAAUUCCUUCUUUGAGAUUUUGAUGCAUGCUGAAGUUUGAGAAGAAUGACUUUAAUAUUAGAAGAUGAAAGAAUGGAUUUAGAAUCUAGAAUAUGAAAGAAUCUGGGAAGUGAAAUCUUUUCAAUUUUACUUAUUAAAAUAUCACAUGCAAAGUACUGUGUGAAAUGUAUCAGUAGUUCUUAAAGAAUAGUAAUACAAUGAGAACUCAUAUACCCAUGUCCCAGGUUAUGAAAUAAAGUAAUGACAUCACCAUAUAAUCCAAUGAAUACUCUCCCUGUACCCUCCCAGUGGCAAAAACUAUCCUGAAUUCUAUAUUUAUCUUUUUCUCUUAAGUUCUGUUUUGUUGAAUCUUAUUGUUACGGAUUUAAUUUUUAAAAAAAUGCCUCCUAAAAAGAUAGGUUGAAGUCCUAACCCCUUUAAGUGUGACUUCAUUUGGAAAUAAUACCUUUGAAGAUGUUAUUUGUUAAGAUGAGGUCACACUGGAGUACGUUUGAACAGAGCAAGAGGAUAUUGAGUGAUAUAAAGUCAGGAAAGUUGUGUGUCAGGGUUGUAUCUUUCACCAUACUUAUUCAAUCUGUAUGCUGAGCAAAUAAUCCAAGAAGCUGGACUAUAGGAAGAAAAAGAUGACCUCAGGAUUGGAGGAAGGCUCAUUAAGAGCCUGUGCUAUGCAGAUGACACAACCUUGCUUGCAGAAACUGAAGAGGACUUGAAGUAUUUAUAUGCAUACAUAUAUAUGUACAUACAUACAUAUAUGUAUGUACAUAUGUAUGUAUGUAUUGUAUACCAUCCUAGUGGGAAUGAAGUGGUAUCUGUUUGUUGUUUUUAAUUUUUUUUAUUGUGGUAAAAUAUAUAUAACAGAAGUAUGCCAUUUAAUCUUCUUAAGUUGUAAAAUUCAUGACAUUAAUUACAUGCAUUAUGUUGUACUAACAUCAUUAAUCAUUUCCAAAAGAUUUGCAUUACCCAAAAGAGAAACUCAGUACACCUUCAGCAAUAACUCUCAGCUCCAUUUCCUCCCAUCUACUGGUAACCACUAAUAGACUUUGCUUCCUAGGCAUUUGUAUGACUAGGUGUUUUAUAUAAGUGGGAUAUAAGGAGCCCUAGUAGAUCAUAAGAAACCCUGGUGGCUUAGUGAUUAAGAGCUACAGCUGCUAAGGAAUAGUUCAGCAGUUUGAAUUCCACCAGGUGAUCCUUGAAACUCUAUGGGGCAGUUAUACUCUGCACUAUAGGAAGGAUCACUAUGAGUUGGAAUUCACUUGACCAUAAGCGGUUUGAUUUUCUUUUUGUGGUGGAUCAUAAAAUAUUUAUCCGUUUGUGCCUGACUUAUUUCAUUCAGCAUAAAGAUUUCAAGCUUCAUCUAUGUUUCAGUAUGUAUCAAGACUUCAUUUCUCUUUAUGACUAAAUAAUAUUCCAUUGUAUGAAUAUACAAAAUUUUGUUUAUCCAUUCUUCCGUUGACUGUGCAAAGGCAGUAGACUGAGUAGAUCAUAACAAAUUAUGGAUAACAUUGGGAAGACUGAGAAUUUUGGAACACUUAAUUGUGCUCAUGAGAAACCUGUACUUAGAUCAAGAGGCAAUCAUUCGAACAGAACAGGGGGAUGCUUUGUGGUUUGUAGACAAGAAAGGUGUGCAUCAGGGUUGCAUCCUUUCACCGUACCUAUUCAAUCUGUAUGCCGAGCAAAUAAUCCAAGAAGCUGGACUGUAUGAGGAAGAACUGGGCAUCAGGAUUGGUGGAAGACUCACAAACAACCUGGUACUUUUGGGGGAAGAGGGAUGUCUUUGAAUAUACAAUCAAAUUACAUAAGUGUUCUGUGUCCACGUGUGCAUGGUACUUACAAUGGAUGUGAGCAGAAAGACUUGGAGGAAAGUGGAUGACAUAUCCUUGGGGUAGGAAUCAGCCAGUGCUAAACUCUUUCUCUGAGCCUUGCUUCUUAACAAUUUUCUCUGCCCUGAGAUCAGAAUGACAACAAAAGACUUUGACUAAUAAGGAGCUUUGGAUAUUGAAACCUCAAGGGCCACGGAGACUACAAAUAGUCUGUCUAUAACCACACACUCAACAGCCUUGCCCAGGUCAGUAAGCAGCACAACUAAGAAGAAAAGACCUGGUCUUUAUGUUUUUUCUGUGCUCCCUGAGUACAGCACUUUCAUUUUUAUAAUUCAGUGUCCAAGGAGAACUUAAUGUCACUUCUUAGUGCUAGCACCUAGGUAAUCUGAAGUUCCCUAACUUAUGUUUUGCAAAUAGGGAGAGAUCUUUGUCUAACAGUCCAUCUGGGGGCAGCUGUGAAGUAGAUACUUGCAGAAGAUGAGCAGAAUGGAGUCAUGUGUGAGAUUCCUGCCUAAUUGUCGAUCCUUUUGACAUGUUUCCUUGUACCUUUACACCAAUACUUGCACAACUGCCAUUCUGCUGAUAUCCUACUCUGACCCUAAAAUGCCGGGGACUUUUCCCAUCGCAAGACAAACUUGUCCUUGCUCAAUUUUGAUGAAUGUUCUAGAUUUUUCCCCCCCAAAAUUAAUAUUGUUUUGAGAGAGCAGGGGUGUAUGGUGAUCUCUUCUUACAUUUCUAUAUAUGAUUCUUAAUACUGCUUUGUAGGGAAGAUCAUUGGUCUUCAUUCUGUUAUCUGUUUAUAAGAACUCUGUGGGAGGAGGCAGAAAAUUAGACAGAACCUGCAGGCUAAAUCAGCCAUUUACCUGUUUCCUUUCAUUGAUCAAUGAACUUUUCUAACAGGCACAACAGCACAGAAGAACAGGAGAAAUACCCAUGUAUUUAUGUUUCUAGAAUUAAUAAAUUGUGAUAUUUUGCCAUAACAACUAUCUUCUGAAAUUAACACAAUAAUAUGCAUAAAGAUGACGUGCUCUUUUUAUUCCUGUCCAUUCCCCUCCUUUGUUUCUCAGAGGCAACUAUAGUCUUGAAUUUGGUAAGCCUCUAGUUUUGUUUUUUUUUUUUCUAGGCAUUAGGGUAUUCAAUCAUUAAAAUUUGAAGAAGGAGGUAGUGGAGGAGAGAGGAGGACUGAGAGAAAAAGAGUGAAAGAGGAAGGAAAAAAGGAAGAGGAGGAAAAAGGAAAUAGAGUGAGCAUAGAGAAGGAUUUGUAAUAUCUAUUUUUUUUCACAGUAUAGAUGUGAGACUUCCUCUAAAAUGACGGAUCCUUGUAUAUCUAUUACGCGUCUCGUCACAUCUAUUUUUUCCAUCAGACUCAUCAACAACAUGGAAUCAGAAAACAAAACAUGUGAAAACCAAGCAGGAUUCCUCCCUCUCAUCCUCUCAGAGAAUCCAGCACUGCAGCCCCUCCUCUUUAGGCUGUUCCCUUCCAUGUGCCUAGUCAAUGAUCUCAGGAACCUGAUCUUCAUCCUGGACUUCAAGUUGAAUCCUACCUCUGCUCUGUAGUAGCUGUCUGACCUUUGACAAUUUGCUUCAAGCUCAGUUUCAACAUCUAUAAAGUUGGCAUAAUUAUAUUAGUUCAUGUGUUGGGUAAUGUUGGAGAUGCCUCAACUUUAUAAGUGAUACAAACAGGGUCAAGCAUUAAAAACAAUUAUCACUCCUAGCAAAGGUUUCAGAGAUAGGGAAGUCCAGGUACGCAGCUAUAAUAUUGCAUUUUCAUUCUUCAUAUGUUGGUUCCUCCCUAAGGCUGUUCUCCUUAUGGUCACCAAAGGUUGCAGCAGUACAAAGAUCAUUUCAGAAACAACAAUAGGAACAGAAACCUGACUGCCUCUAUUUGGUCUCUUUGUGAUGGAGAGAUAGUCUUCCCAAGGAAUUAUUUAGAAGACAGCCCAUAUUAUCAGCCUGGUAUGGUACCUAUGCCCCUCCCAAAUCUAAUUACUUUUAAGAGAAAUUUCAUUACCUUGGGAGGCUUAGACUAAUUCCUUUAUUAGGAAAGUCUGAUGUGGAGUCAAGCACCAUAGUGACUACAAAUGCAUACUUUAAUAUCAAUUCGUAUUACUGUGGUGGCUUGUAUGUUGCUGUAAUGCUGGAAGCUAUACCACUACUAUUUCAAACAUCAGCAGGGUCACCUAUUGUGGACAGGUUUCAGUAGAACUUCCAGACUAAGGCAGACUGGGAAGAAAGGCCUAGCAAGCUACUUCUAAAAAUCGGCCGAUGAAAACAUGAUGGAGAGCAGAAUAUGGUUCUGGAUCUUUAACUCGCUUACUUUGAUUGCAUCAUCAGAAGGGACAAAUCACUGGAAAGACAUCAUGUUUUAUAAAGCUGAGGAACAGCAAAGGCCAGGGAAACCUUCAAGGAGAUGGAUUGACAACAGCCAUUACAAUGAACACAAACAUACCAAAAAUUGUGAAGGUGGCACAAGAUCAAGGAGGAUUUCAUUUGGUUAUACAUGGGGUCCAAUUAGUUGGUGUUGACUCAGUAGCAACUAACAGCAACAAAUACAAUGCCUGCCCCCUAAGAAGUAUUCAAUGUGCUCAGUGAAUGUGAGCCAACACAGCUUUAUUCAAGGUCUGGCUUUCUCAUUCUGCUCCUUUCUUUUCUUUCCUGCUACUUUCACAUAUUAGAAGCACUUGCCUCAGCACUUAGCCUAGCAGAGUGCCUUUAACUGUUAACCCCAUUUGGAAGUGCCUCAGUAGAAGAGCAAUUCUGUACCCAAUGCCAAGCCUCCUCCUAGGUUGCAACCAAUGACUCAUCAACACACCUUUUAAAGGCCUGACCCUCUUGCUCUAACUAGGAUAACUCAAAAGGGCCACUUCAGUUCCAGAGCUCACUGCAGGCUCACUAGAGGCUAAUCUUCAGACUGCAUCCCAACUCAAUUUAUUCCUCUGCCCAAUCCUUCUCCCUUCCUUUCUCUUUCACACGUGCUGAUCCAAGGUGUACUCCCUAAGAAAUCUUUGGCAUCCUAAUCUUCUUCCCAGGAAACCUAGCCUGAUGCACUAAGAAAAGCAUCACUGGAGGAGGUGAAGCCAAGAUGAUGGAGUAGUCAGAUACUUCGUGUGGUCCCUCUUCAACAAAGACACACACACACACACACACACAAAAGUAAAGUGAAUAUAUAUGAAAAUCUAAGAGUCCUGAACA